AUGAAGGGGCGCGGGAACACGCCGCGGUCGGCCAUCAACGCAUACGAUGUGCGCUUGAAGCAGCUUUUCGUCGACUCCAAGCAAGCGACCAACCCUCUCUUUGGCAAGGAGCAGCGAGUGAAGGGCUGCUUGGCGCUCGCCGACGCGAUGACCAACGACGUUGGCCUCUACGGACCGCUUUUGCGCGCGCUCCUCGUCGAGCUUCGCAGCGCCGUCUUUAGCGAUGAGGCGACAGCCAGGCACUUUGCGGACGCCGGGAUGUUUGCCGACACGGGCACCGCCGCCGAGAUGCAGGCGCGCGCGUCGUUGCGUGAGAUCCCGUGCUUUGUGCUGCUCGACCUUGCUUGCCGCGAGCGCACGCGCGUCCAGGUGGCCGAGAAAGAGGUGGCGACGAGCGAAGCCCGGCUGCUGCAGCAGAAGCGGUCGCUCUUUGAGCGCGAGCGCGAGUACCGGUGCCAGCUCGACGACACAUUUGGCGAGCUCCUCGAGUACAAAUCCCAUGCGAGCAGCGUCCGGGAAGCGUACAAGAACCUCUCGGAAGAGUCGCGGCAGCACCAGCACGACAUGAAAGCGACGCUCUUUGCGAUGCAGCGGGAGCUGCACGCCAUGAGCACCGCGAUAGCCGGGUACCAAGCCGAGAUUCGCGACCUCCACGCGGUUCGUGAAAAGGCCGACGCGAUGCGGCAGCAGUUUGAUGCGAUCGACGAUACCACACAGCGGAACCAGCACGAGACCAUGGCGCCGGCCGUGCGCGAUCUCGACCAAGCUCUCCGCACCGAGCUCCAGCUACUGCUCUUGCGCAAUGCACGCAUCGCCGAGUACGACCACGCCGUGCGCUUUUGCAACGACGAGACGCAGCGCGUGCUCCGGCACGCGUUUCUUCACGACGUGCGUGGCAUCCUAGACGAGCUAGCAGCCUUGGAAGCACACAUUGCGCAAGCCAGCAACAACCUCUCCGGGGAAGCUCAUGCGCUCGAUCCAUCGCUCGCAGCCUUGCUCGUACCACCGCAGUUGGCCACCGACAGUGUGCUCUGGACGCCAUACCUCGCCUGUGCCCAGAAUCGCAUCCCCAAACAAGCGCAUCGGCUCAACGUCGGCGAACUCGAACGCUUCCUUGGCCUUGUCUGGGCGCGCAUUGCGCAGGCCGAGCGCGCGUGCGACAAGCUCCUCGCCGAGUACGAGAACUCGCACAAGCGCACGGCGCUGUUGGCGAUUGAAGCCGAGCCGACGCCGACACUGCCGCAAGUCGUCUUUGGCCUGCUCCUCGACCGGUACGGCGACGAGCGCGUCGCCAUGUUGGCGUGCUUUGCGCUUCUGCAGGCCGUCGACCAUUUUUCUCCCGAGAGUCCUCAGAUCGAACUGUUUGGGUGCGCGUUUGCUGGCACCGUCGACCAGUCGGCGUGGUGGUACCUCAUGCGGCUCCAGGCCCAGUGUGCCGCCGCCGAAGUCGAGAUUACCGACGACAAGGCGCUCCGUCUCGUGGGCCAGCACCUCUUGCGCCUCGAAGCGUCGACGGCGAUUCAGGACCACGCGUACGACGGCUUUGUGGCCAACGUGCGCAUGAACACCAAAGGCGUUCUGAGCACGCGGAGCUUCUUUGACUGGCUCGCCAAGCGAAUUAGCAUGGCCGACGACUUCCACUUCAAGCGGGCGACAGUGCAGCUCGCUGGAAAGACCGACGCGGCGAUGGUCGCCACCGCGGUGCUCGUCAACCACAUUCUAGAGAGCGUCCGGCUCGCUCGCACCAUGGUCGGGCGAUUCGUGCGCUUCGCAGCGCUCGACACCGAGUGCCACGACACCGCAGUGACAGCCGACGUCCGCGAACCGCCGUCGGUGCAUCUGGAGCGCGCCGUGUACAUGUUGUCGUACGUGCAGCUAAAGUACUACCACGCGACCAGUUAG
Messenger RNA from Saprolegnia diclina VS20, 1902 nucleotides. RefSeq lists its product as hypothetical. The transcript is spliced from 17 exons. NCBI's taxonomy places the organism in Eukaryota, Oomycota, Saprolegniomycetes, Saprolegniales, Saprolegniaceae. Bases 1 to 1902 code for a protein of 633 amino acids. The record is from RefSeq and is a predicted model, not a curated record.